This is a messenger RNA of Leptidea sinapis, 2251 nucleotides long. It is a transcript of the gene Rrp6, whose product is annotated as exosome component 10. The coding region runs from base 115 to 2178 and encodes 687 amino acids. The record is from RefSeq and is a predicted model, not a curated record. Gene Ontology annotation, cellular component: nuclear exosome (RNase complex); nucleolus. Gene Ontology annotation, molecular function: nucleic acid binding; nucleotide binding; 3'-5'-RNA exonuclease activity. NCBI's taxonomy places the organism in Eukaryota, Metazoa, Arthropoda, Insecta, Lepidoptera, Pieridae. Gene Ontology annotation, biological process: nuclear polyadenylation-dependent antisense transcript catabolic process; nuclear polyadenylation-dependent CUT catabolic process; TRAMP-dependent tRNA surveillance pathway. The transcript has 14 exons.
ACCUAUUUAUGUUUGUAAUUUUGUAGUUGUAACUUGUAAUAAAUAUUUUAUAAGUGUAUGAAGUGUGCAUAAAGUGUGGGGAAUUAUAAGUAGAAAUUAAUUAACAAAUCCAAAAUGAAUUCUGAAUUAAAUCCACAAGCAACCGACUUUUACGAAAGUUUAAAACUAUUAACACAGAAUGGUCUAUCAUCAAUACAAAAAGCUGUAAAAUGUGUUGCUAGUACACCAGCAGGGUCAUCUUACAAAGUGUAUCAAACAUUUGAUUCCUUUAAGAAAGUCACUGGUCUUAUUGGUGAUGAUACUAUCAAAUUAUCAAAUACAAUCUAUGGGGAUAAUAUGUCUGGAGUCUUAAAAAAUUAUAAGAUGAACAGUAAAUCAGAUGGGGAUGAUGAAAAAUUAUCGGAUGUAAAUACAAAUGUCAUUGAUUUCAUACGUUUAAGUAUGGACAAUAUUAAGAAUAGUCAAGUUUCUAAUAUUCAUAAUGCUCAAUCUGACAGUAUGGAACAUUCUUCUCAAGACACCUUUGUGCCUUGUUUAACUUUCAAAAGAAGGAGCAACAAUUUGAAUGCUGUGCAUUAUCCAACUCCUCAAGUGCAUGUUCAGAGGCCACAGUUCAAAAUACCUGUAGACAAUUCAGAGAAUUUUUGGAUCCCGAAGAUAGCUUAUAAACCUAAUGCUGAAAAACCACUAGAACUGAUGACACUCUAUAAUAAAGAUGGAGUUCCUUGCGGAAUCGAGCAUCCGUAUAAGUAUGAGUUGGAAUUAUAUCAGCCUCCAAAAUGGGCAUUGGAACCCGAUAAAGAAAGCCACAAUUUUCCGCGGAAACUUAACGAGACGCCGUUGACUUUCAUCAAUACACAAUCUCAGUUAAAUGACUUAUUAAGGCACUUGGAAACAGUUACCGAAUUUGCUGUGGACCUUGAACAUCAUUCCUACCGUUCAUAUCUUGGUAUUACUUGUUUAAUGCAGAUAACAACAAAUGGGGGAGACUUUAUAAUAGAUCCCUUUGCUGUAUCAGAGCAUAUACAUCAGCUCAACCAAGUAUUUACUAAUCCCGAAAUACUAAAGAUAUUUCACGGAGCGAAACACGACAUUGCAUGGAUGCAGCGUGAUUUGGGGCUGUAUGUUGUGGGAAUGUUUGAUACACAGAAGGCGGCCAGCAUUCUCAAUAAAUCUAGAACCACUCUGCAAUAUAUUGUGUUUGAAUACUGCCAUGUUGAACUUGAUAAAAGAUUUCAACUUGCUGAUUGGCGUGUGCGCCCCAUACCGGAGGAAAUGUUAGAAUACGCCCGUUCAGAUACUCAUUAUCUGCUCUAUGUUUGGCAUGAAAUGAAGAAGGAACUUUUGAAAGCUGGCCACGGCUCCACAGAUAAGCUCUUAGAAGUAUUCGAAAACAGCAAGGCUUUAUGCUUGAAUCGUUACGAGAAACCAGUAGUCACAGACGAGAAGAUCAUUAAAUCAUACGAGAAAACCAAGAAGACAUUUAAUGCUCGUCAACUGCAUGCGUUGAAGUAUCUUUACAAAUGGCGCGAUACGCAAGCGCGGGAGUUGGAUGAAAGUCCGGAAUAUUUGCUGCCAAGUCACAUGCUUAUGGCACUUGCUGAGAAACUUCCACGUGAUAUUCAAGGAAUCAACGCUUGCUGUAAUCCGAUGCCGCCAUUUGUCAAGCAAAAUACUAUCGAAUUACAUAAUAUUUUGAAAGCGUGCCGUGAACUGCCCGAAACUGCAUUCGCAUUUCUGGUGGAGCCCGCGAGUGCUACACCAGCACCUAAGAAGCCGAGGCUACACAGACACAAACACAUCAACUACAAAGCGAAAUUCAAUGAAAUGGUAAGGAGGUGGUACGAGUCACUGAACACUCACUAUAACCCUGCACUGUGGCCAUUCAUGGGAUUGCGUAGAAACCCCAAGAUAAAGACACGGUCCAGACAGAUGGCGAGUUCAAGGCGAAUGAGAUUCUCGGAGCCGUAUCAUCAAUUCAGGUCAUCUGGUCAAAAGCCCCGGGCCCAAAAGAGCAACAAUGGUGUAGCAUCGAUGAAAGAGAGUGGUGAGCAUGCCACCCCAUCAACGAGUAAAGCGUUUGCUGUCCCAUCUUCCAAUGAUACUGAUACAAGUGUCAAGGACUGCCACCAAUAUAUUCACGAGUAUCGUAAACCAGAACGGAAAAUGAAAAAAUGAUUAACGAAGCACCCAAGUUUAAUUAAUUAACAAACGUAAGCGUAAAUAAAAGAGUUUUCUAUUUUGGUUUGAA